AUGUGGCUGGUUGGCGCUAAGUUAGGAACCGUGGGAAGGCGGUGCAUCCGCAGGCAGCGGAGGACGGGGCCCGGGACCCCGGCUUUCGGGGGACCCCAGCGUCCGGACCCCUCCCCGCCCCGUCCCCCGCUUGCACCCGACGACUUCCGAGCCCAGGGCUCGGCUACAGGUAUUGUGUUCCGAGGCUAUAUCCGCUUACAGGCCUCUUCCACUAUUGGGGUUAUUCAGUUAUCAGACUCUCCUGUUUAUCACGGCGCGAGGCUGCCCACAGCCGUGGACCCCAAAAUGGAGUCGUUGACUGAGCUGGAGCCCCCCCUAAGCCAAGAGACGUUUCUGGAUCUGUGGCAGAUACUCACUGGCCAGAACCAGGGGGGUCUGCUGGUGAGCAACGGGGGGGACCGGGGAAUCCUUGCCUCCUGGAGCUCAUCCCUGCGGACGAGGGGGCUGCCCCGGAGGAGCCGGCCUCCGUCCAGCCAGCCCCCAUUCCGCCGGACCCCAUCCCGCCGGCCACUGCCUCGCCGCCCCCCCGUCCCGCCGGCCCCCACCCCGCCAGCCUCCGUCUCGCCGGCCCCCACCCCGCCGGACCCCAUCCCUCCGGCCUCCGCCUCGCCGGGCCCCGCCUCGCCGGCCCCCGCCCUGGCCGCGACGUCCACGGUGCCUUCCAUCGAAGACUACCCUGGGGAAUAUGGCUUCCACCUCGGCUUCCUGCAGUCCGGCACCGCCAAGUCUGUCACCUGCACGUACUCCCCAUUGCUCAACAAGCUGUUCUGCCAGUUGGCCCGGACCUGCCCCGUCCAGCUGUGGGCCGACUCCCCGCCCCCGCCGGGGGCCCAGGUCCGGGCCAUGGCCGUCUACAAGAAGACGGACCACCGGGCCGAGGUGGUGAAGAGGUGCCCCCACCACGAGCGCUCGUCCGACGGGGACGGAGCGGCACCCCCCCAGCACCUGAUCCGCGUGGAGGGGAACCCCCAGGCCAGAUACUUGAAUGACGAGCGGACCACCCGCCAGAGCGUCGUCGUCCCCUACGAGCCGCCUCAGGUGGGCUGUGAGUGCACUACCGUGUUCUACAACUACAUGUGUAACAGCUCCUGCAUGGGGGGAAUGAACCGCCGGCCCAUCCUCACCAUCGUCACGCUGGAGACCGCCAGCGGUCAGCUCCUUGGCCGUCAGAGCUUUGAGGUCCGGGUCUGCGCCUGCCCCGGCCGGGACCGCAAGACCGAAGAGGAGAAUCAUCAGAAGAAGGGGGAGUCCAGCGGUCCCCAGCCCCCUUCGAAGGAACCCAAAAGGGCCUGUCCCUCGCCCCCCAAAAGUCCUCCUGAGACCAAGAAGAGGCUGUUGGAUGAAGAGGUGUUCACCCUGAAGAUCCGUGGCCGGGAACGCUACGAAAUGUUCCGCAUAAUGAACGAAGCUUUCGAGUUCAAAGAUGCCAAAGGCGGCCAGGAGCCCGAGGGGACACGCACAUCCCGACAGUCCCUGAAGUCGAAGAGGGAGGCUCCAGGCCCCAAGAAGGGCAAACGGCUGCUCGUCAAAGAAGAGACUCCCGAGUCCAACUGACAUUUCCCCCUGACUGCCGUCCUCCCCCCCCCCCGCCCGCCGUCCCUACUCCCCCUCCCUCACCUUGCACACCCUGAGCCCUCUUCUGAAGCUUCUUUUAUAUUUCCCUCAGCCCCCCACUCCCCUCCCUGCUUCCUUUUUUAUAUGAACUUCCACUUUUUAAAUAAAA
Tachyglossus aculeatus (Australian echidna) is the source of this 1723-nucleotide messenger RNA. It is a transcript of the gene TP53, whose product is annotated as tumor protein p53. The transcript is spliced from 12 exons. Gene Ontology annotation, molecular function: RNA polymerase II cis-regulatory region sequence-specific DNA binding; protein binding; DNA-binding transcription factor activity, RNA polymerase II-specific. The coding region runs from base 1 to 1554 and encodes 517 amino acids. Gene Ontology annotation, cellular component: nucleus. NCBI's taxonomy places the organism in Eukaryota, Metazoa, Chordata, Mammalia, Monotremata, Tachyglossidae. Gene Ontology annotation, biological process: apoptotic process; protein tetramerization; regulation of transcription by RNA polymerase II. The record is from RefSeq and is a predicted model, not a curated record.